ACGGCAGCGAUGAACACCGCGAGCUGCUGAAGACGCGCACAACCGAGCGGCGAGCGAGCGGCAGAGCGAGCGGCACGGCGAGCGGCACCGCGCGACCCAGCGCCAUGCUCCAGGCCGCGCGGACACACAGCGCCUGCACUGCCACCGUGUGCGGCCGCUCCGAGGGCUGCUAAAAACGGCGACGAGGCUGCGCAGAGGCGGGCCCCAGCGCUCAGCCAUGGGAUCGGGGCCGGAGGAUACGGCCCACGCUCCGAUCACCGGGAAUCACCGCUGAACGCGACCGACGAUCCGCCUCUCCGCGUCCAACCCGCGCGCCACCCCACGUCCAUGACUGUUGCGGCAGAGGAGCCCCCGCGGUGGAGUCGGCCCGUUCCCGAAAUAUGACCCAGGGAGCCGGGACGUGUUGGCAGCACCAAGAUGUCGACGGCUUCCCGAUCUGGAUAGAGCCCGCGCGCCUGCUCCCCGACCCGCCGCCCGGUGCGCCCCCCGACAGAGGCCGACUGUCCUGGGCUUCCCUCGCGCUGCUGCUCGCGCUGCUCUCUGACCACCUGUGGUUCCGCGCCGAGGCCAAACUGGCGCCGGACAAACUGGCCCGGUCCCCCGGCGGCGUCCCCGGGGUCCCCGGUGUCCCGCUCUACCCCGAGCGCACGCGGGCCGUGUUUUUAGACAACUCCUCCACGCCGCUGUGCGACGGCCCGCGGGACGGCUCCGAGCCGGAGGAGCCGCUCUCUGUCACAGACUCGUUCACGGACUCGUUCACGGACUCGUUCACGUUCGCGGACGUGGACCUUUUGUGUGGGAACGUGUCGGAGCGGAGCGCUCGCGGCUUGUACUUGUCUUUUUGUAGCUCGUAUUCGCUGCUGGACCUGCUCCGCGGCGCGUCGCGUCCGGAUCGCCUCAACUGCAGCCUGCACGCGCUGCACGAGGGCCCCGACGGCACGUGCGGCGCGUGCGUCGCGGCGUAUCAACGCUACGACCUGCACGCGCUCGAGAAGUACGAGGAGUUUGAGGAGCUCGUGCUCAAAUACGAACCGGGACCGUACUCCGUGCGCACGUGCAUGGACCAGUGCAAGAUGGCGUACAAGUGGUGGUUGUGUGCGCAGUUCUUCCCGGACACCUCCCCGUCGUGCGCCCGGACCGUCCCCUGUGGCACCAGCUGCCUCCAGGUCCAACAGAGCUGCCCCUUCAUCCUCCCCGACAACGAAGACCUGAUCCACGGAGGCAGCCCCAGCUUCAUCUGCACAGGUCUGGCGUCGGACUUGGAGGCGCGCUGCUGUGACGUGCGAUGGGCGCCUCCUUCGCCGCUCUCGCCGCCCUCGCCGCCGUCGCCGCCGUCGCCGCCCUCACACGGGACUCGACAAAGGACUGCCUCUCCCUCGUGUCAGCACCAGGGGGCGUGGCCGAGCUCCGCGUCGCCCCGCCCCAAACUCUGCCCCCUGCUGGCGCUCGUCAUCCUGCACUCCGUCCUGCUCCUCUCCCACAACGCCACGCUGCUGUGGGGCGCGGCGGCGGCGACGGCGGCGGCGGCGGACGAGGGACGGGCCAACGACGACUGAAACUCAAACAACACACGGACAAACGCGAACACGAAGAGGCUCCACGGCCGAGCGCUCGCCAGGACGAAGACGAGGACGAGGACGAGGACGAGGAGGAGGAGAGA
This is a messenger RNA of Boleophthalmus pectinirostris (great blue-spotted mudskipper), 1660 nucleotides long. RefSeq names its product NALCN channel auxiliary factor 1-like. Lineage: Eukaryota; Metazoa; Chordata; Actinopteri; Gobiiformes; Gobiidae. Gene Ontology annotation, cellular component: plasma membrane. Gene Ontology annotation, molecular function: stretch-activated, monoatomic cation-selective, calcium channel activity. Bases 381 to 1556 code for a protein of 391 amino acids. The transcript is spliced from 3 exons. Gene Ontology annotation, biological process: calcium ion import across plasma membrane. The record is from RefSeq and is a predicted model, not a curated record.